This is a messenger RNA of Histoplasma capsulatum G186AR, 450 nucleotides long. RefSeq lists its product as uncharacterized. The coding region runs from base 1 to 450 and encodes 149 amino acids. NCBI's taxonomy places the organism in Eukaryota, Fungi, Ascomycota, Eurotiomycetes, Onygenales, Ajellomycetaceae. The record is from RefSeq and is a predicted model, not a curated record. The transcript has 2 exons.
AUGGCUGAUACUGCGGUCAUUCAAUCUGCACCUAAUGGCACUGCUACGGCUCCAACUACGCCCAAUAAUGUUACUGGCCCAGACAAUGCUGCUAAUGUAGCCUUGCCUGAGGAUACGCCCGCAGAUGCUACUCUGAUAUCCAGGACCGAACGGGCAAAUGUCAAAAAUUCCCAUGGGACAUACUGGCGUUUCUGCAAGAAAUGCCGUAAUGUUCGGCCAACCAGGUGGCGUUACUGGGAGGACAGGCGAAAUCCAGCGACAUCCCGGUACUUCUGGUACUUCGUAACAUUCGCCUGGCGUUAUCUCUCCGCCAGCAGAUGCCCGGAAUGUAAGUGUUCCGUGGACGAGCCUCUUGCGUCUCCCCGGCAAGGGGAGGAGCCGAACCGAACAACGGGAUCAGAGCAGGAACGAACGAUUCAGGCGACGGAGGACGUUGAGACGCCGGAGUAA